UGUUGUGCCCUUUCCCCUAGUGCCGCUCGGCCGUUGGAAUCCGGCGCGCCAGGCCCGAGCCUGCGAGAGACGCGCCGCGCGCCGGCCUUGGGGCUCGCCUUCCACCGCCCCCCCUCCCCCCGCCGCCGUCCCUCUCUCCGUCCGGGGGGCUCGGCCUCCUCGCGGCGUACGCGGCUGUCGGCCAUGCUGCCCAACACCGGGAAGUUAGCAGGAUGUACUCUCUUCAUCACGGGUGCAAGCCGUGGCAUUGGCAAAGCAAUUGCUUUGAAGGCUGCAAAGGAUGGUGCAAACAUUGUGAUAGCUGCUAAGACAGGCGAACCUCAUCGCACUCUCCCAGGAACGAUCUACACUGCUGCAGAAGAGAUUGAAGCUGUUGGAGGAAAGGCUUUACCAUGCAUCGUCAAUGUGAGGGAAGAACAGCAAAUAGUUGACGCAGUGGAGAAAGCUGUAGAGAAAUUUGGAGGAAUAGACAUUUUGGUGAACAAUGCGAGUGCUAUCUCCUUGACUGGCACCUUGGAAACUCCUACAAAGAAAGUGGAUCUUAUGAUGAGUGCUAACGCACGAGGAACCUAUCUUGCGUCUAAAAUAUGCCUUCCUCACUUAAGAAAGAGUAACAUUGCUCAUAUCCUUAACAUUAGCCCACCACUUAACCUGAAUCCCAUAUGGUUCAAAAAUCAUUGUGCUUAUACCAUUUCUAAAUAUGGCAUGUCCAUGUGCGUGCUGGGGAUGGCAGAAGAAUUUAGAGGAGAAGUUGCAGUCAAUGCUUUAUGGCCUCAAACAGCUAUACAUACGUCUGCUAUGGAUAUGCUGGGAGGAGCCGGUGUGGAACAGCAAUGCAGAAAAACUGAUAUCCUUGCAGAUGCUGCAUAUUGCAUUUUAACAAAACCAAAAAGUUUCACAGGAAACUUUGUUAUUGAUGAAAAUCUGCUGAGAGAAGAAGGAAUUAAGAAUUUUGAUGUAUAUGCAGUUGCACCAGGUCAUCCAUUGCUACCAGACUUCUUUCUAGAUGUAGAUCCUAAUACUCUAGCUAUGAAAAUGGAAGCACAUGUGGAAAAAACCCAUCUUCUAGGUGCUUCACCAGUGUUCAGAGAGGGGAAGAAAAUAGAAUCAGCCAAGCAUGAAGGCCCCGAUGGAGCUGAGUCUGCUGCUGCUAAGCCUUUGGGACCUGUUGCAGAAACAUUUAAAAUUAUUCAGGGAGCAAUCAGUGAAGAUGUUGUAAGGUCUACCCAAGGUGUUUAUCUGUUUGAACUAUCUGGUGACGAAGGAGGGACUUGGUUCAUUGAUCUUAAGAACAAAGCUGGGAGCGCAGGAAUUGGAGAGCCACCUGUGAAAGUAGAUGUGGUUAUGAGCAUGUCUAGCAAUGACUUUGUGAAAAUGUUUUCAGGCAAACUAAAGCCAACCAUGGCCUUCAUGUCAGGAAAACUGAAAAUUAAAGGUAACAUGGCCUUAGCAAUGAAGUUGGAAAAAAUGAUGACUCAGUUCAGCUCCAAACUGUGACGGGAAGGCUUAUUGUUUGGAACAUUGUCCUUUAAUAAAAAUAUAACACUGUUUGUGGUUUAAAACACUAAUCCUUGCUUUUUUUGGAUGUAUUAUGAAAAAUAUGGAAUUGACCUGAUGAAAUGUGGAAUUGCUAGAGGAAGAAUAACUUGACAUUAUUCUAAUUAGGACAACAGAUCCAUCAUAUGGCAUCACAUUCCAGGUCUCUUCCUCCUCUCCACUGUGGUCUUGCACUCUUUGUGGGGCUGUAGGGUAUUUCCAUUUCUUCUUUAGGCUCCUCCUUGGCUUUGAGACUUCCUUGUCCCAAUCAUCAUUUUUCUAAUGAAGGAGGUUUAUAUUGGAUUUUCUUCAAGCUACUGAGUUGCACUGAGGAGCAGUAAAAUAAAGUGAAGGUGACCGCAGGUGUUUCUUUUCUUCGAGGGUUAUACACUCUCUGUCUCCUGUGCUGGAAGAGCUUCAGAGCUGUUGAGAGAUUGGAAUCAGUUUACCAUAAUAGGCUUGCGUGGCUAUAUGAUUAGUAGUCUAACAAUUUAAAAUUAUUUACUUUUCUUUUUCUUGUGCUCUCAACAUAAAAAUUUGAAUUGAUGUUUUGAGGUUUUGUGUACCUUUUUAUGUUUUAAAGAAAUUUUCUAUACUAAACCUUUUACUGUGGAAACUGAUUUCUGCUAAAGAGUUCUAAAACUUCUAAGCCAAACUCAGGAACUCUUGGUAAAAGUAUACUAAUAAAAAACAAACUAUAAGCCUUUGUGGCUAGGUGCCUAAAUAAUUCAAUCAAAUAGCAAUGUUUUUUACAGAGAAUAUUUUAAACAUAAUUGAUCUGUUGCUGGAAACUAUUCCUGCCAAGUUGUACUCAGAUUAAAUAAAUAAAGAGCAGUAUUUUCCAUCAGAGUGCAUGAGCAAACGAAUC
Messenger RNA from Caretta caretta (loggerhead turtle), 2404 nucleotides. RefSeq names its product hydroxysteroid dehydrogenase like 2 (gene HSDL2). The record is from RefSeq and is a predicted model, not a curated record. Lineage: Eukaryota; Metazoa; Chordata; Testudines; Cheloniidae. Gene Ontology annotation, cellular component: mitochondrion.